Molecule: messenger RNA, 2027 nt
Organism: Camelina sativa (false flax)
Lineage: Eukaryota; Viridiplantae; Streptophyta; Magnoliopsida; Brassicales; Brassicaceae
Source: RefSeq, a predicted model, not a curated record
UUGAUGAUAUUCGUUUGUCGUCUUGUCUCUCUCUCUCUCUCUCUCUAUCGAACCCCCCUGGCUCACUUUAGCAACCACCACCGACCUUUCACAUCCAUUGAUGAGAUUGAAGAACUAAUAAGAAGAAGAAGCAAAAGCUUCUCUCGGAUCUCUCUGUUUCCUCAUCCCUCACCGAUCCCUCACCUCUGUUUCUUCUUCUUCUUCUUCUUCUUCUUCUUCCUCUAUCCAGAUUUCUCACCAAUCGUUCGUGUUUAGUUUCGCUGCAUCUAAAUCUUUUGAUUUGAGAGAUGUGUGUUCCCUCCCACGAUUUCGAAAUUUUUGUUGUAAUUUGAUUCGUACUUAGUGAAAUCAGGCGAUCUAAGUCUUAGAGGUGAGACGUAUGUGGGGACUGCAACGAGAAACAUCCUCGAUGUACAAGAGAACGUCGUCGAGAGAUUACUCUCCGAUGCUUGACGUCGAAGAUAGUUCAGGUGUGUUAGAGAAUGAGGUGAACAGUGAAUUGGAAACUACGAAUCCUUCAUGGAAGUGUUCUCUCCCACAUGUCCUUGUAGCUACGAUUUCGUCGUUUCUAUUUGGUUACCACUUAGGAGUUGUGAAUGAGCCACUUGAAAGCAUUUCUUCUGACCUUGGUUUUCGUGGUGAUACAUUAGCAGAAGGAUUGGUGGUUAGUGUUUGUCUUGGUGGUGCAUUUAUCGGAUCUUUGUUCAGUGGUGGAGUUGCUGAUGGCCUUGGAAGGCGGAGAGCCUUUCAGCUUUGUGCUUUGCCUAUGAUUUUGGGUGCUUUUGUUAGUGGAGUUAGCAACAGUUUAGCUGUCAUGCUUUUGGGAAGAUUCUUGGUUGGGACUGGCAUGGGUCUUGGGCCACCUGUGGCAGCACUCUACGUGACAGAGGUAUCACCAGCUUUUGUUAGGGGAACAUAUGGAAGCUUCAUACAAAUAGCUACAUGUCUGGGACUGAUGGCAGCCCUGUUUAUAGGGAUCCCAGUCCAUAACAUCCCUGGUUGGUGGCGUGUCUGCUUCUGGCUAUCAAUGAUACCUGCUGCAGUACUCGCUCUGGGAAUGUUUCUCUGUGCUGAGUCUCCCCAGUGGCUAUUUAAGCAAGGGAAGAUAGCUGAAGCCGAAGCUGAGUUUGAGAGGCUGCUCGGAGGGUCUCAUGUGAAAACAGCAAUGUCAGAAUUACACAAACUAGACCUAGACAGAACGGAUGAACCAGAUGUCGUGAGCAUCUCAGAGCUGUUAUAUGGUCGGCAUUCAAGAGUUGUUUUUAUUGGAUCAACCCUGUUUGCUUUGCAACAGCUAUCUGGUAUAAAUGCUGUUUUUUAUUUCUCUUCUACCGUUUUCAAAAGUGCCGGAGUACCAUCGGAUUUGGGCAACAUCUUUGUUGGGGUUUCUAACCUCUUGGGAUCCGUAAUCGCAAUGGUGUUGAUGGAUAAAGUAGGAAGAAAGCUUCUUCUUCUUUGGAGUUUUAUUGGCAUGGCAGUAGCAAUGGCACUUCAAGUUGGUGCUACAAGUUCUUACUUACCACAUUUUUCGGCGUUGUGUUUAUCCGUCGGUGGCACUCUUGUAUUUGUGCUAACAUUCGCCUUAGGAGCUGGUCCAGUACCAGGUUUACUCCUCCCUGAAAUCUUCCCAAGUCGAAUUAGAGCAAAAGCUAUGGCUUUCUGCAUGUCUGUGCAUUGGGUGAUAAAUUUCUUUGUGGGUUUGCUCUUUCUGAGGUUGCUUGAGCAGCUUGGUCCUCGGCUACUAUACUCAAUGUUCUCUACGUUCUGUUUAAUGGCGGUGAUGUUCGUGAAGCGGAACGUGAUUGAAACCAAAGGCAAAACACUUCAAGAGAUUGAGAUAUCUCUGCUUGCCAAACCAUGAAUGUAUUUUCACACUCUCCCUACGUCUGUUGUAUAUUCAAAUAAAGAUUGGGUUCUCCGUAGAGUUGUAUGAAAUGUUAAAUUUCACGUAAACGAAUCGACAGUGUCAAGAUUUGAACUUUUCUUAAAUUUCUCUAUAUAAAAAUGGUAACAUGAGAAUGGCUGAA